Molecule: messenger RNA, 4038 nt
Organism: Betta splendens (Siamese fighting fish)
Lineage: Eukaryota; Metazoa; Chordata; Actinopteri; Anabantiformes; Osphronemidae
Product: transcriptional regulator QRICH1-like
Exons: 11
Coding region: 1015-3258 (747 amino acids)
Source: RefSeq, a predicted model, not a curated record
CUGCCUCGCUGAACGGUGUGCGGAGGCAUCGCGUCGAUUCAGGGGCCUCCACUUCCGUCAUUGUUUAUCGCCGUGGAUAAACAGUGGAUUCCUGGCUCCGCGCGCUGCCGUGUGGUGUGUGGUCGCAGCAGUGCUUCGCCGGCACCGGGGGGGACUUGUUUGACACCCGGACCAGCCUGGAUCUCACCCCGAGACAAGCGGACGUCAGAGAGCCCGUCGCCGCUCGCGAACCUUUAUCGCACUGUAAUCACAGCUUUGUUUGCGUGAACGAACUGCGGCUACGUGCGCUAUGUAGCGAAGUGAACGGCACGCCGCUGGUAGCCGUCGGACGUUUAUCGCCUUUUUAGUUUUAAACGCCGUGUCUUGGCGGAAAGGAGAGGAUUUCGUUUUAUUUAAGGUAGCAUGACAGAAUCCGGAGCCAUCGAGGUAGCUAACUAGCUAACAGUAGAACUAGCUAGUUAGCAUCUUGUAGCUAAUGGAAAUUAACGGACUGCUGAUUUAACGCAUGUUAAAGUGUAUCGGGACAAAUUAUGCCACUUGUUUGAGUAAUAUACAAUAGCAACUACAUAUUAGUAUGACGGACACAAAUACGACUGAACACGAACCCACUAUCUAUAUGGGUUGUGACAACAGGGCUAUGCUAACACUGUAAAGCUAACAUGCUAACGUCUUGCUACAGCGUAGACACUGUCAACAGCACUUGUAAAACGUCCUGUAAACAUUGUGGCGAUUGCUUUUAUCAAAAGCUCUACGAAGCUAUAACUCGGCUCAGUGGUUGUCCACAUUUAGAUUCGGCCACUGUUAACGUGCUCUAUAAAAACCCAGCUGUGUCUGAUGCCAACGUGCACUUUGAUCCGAGUGUGAUUUAAAUAACCCUUUUCCUCGUGUCGUGCUUUUAAAAUCGUGGGUGUUUUCCAUGACACGUCUGCGUGAUGGUGCACGUGGGUCUGAAUGUAUUGGUGCGCGUCGGCCGGUUGGUGACUGUCCAUCCUCGUCUGUCCAGGAUAAGUGAUAAUGAACGAGCCAGAGAGCGGGGUGGUCUCGUUUGAUGAAUAUGUGCGGCAGAAGGCCCGCACGGUGCCUCAGCACAGAAUGAAGGAGUUCCUGGACUCCCUCGCCAAAGGCCCAGAGGUGCUGCAGGAGUUCAGCCAGCAGGGAGGCGCGGCCGCCACCACAGCCCUGGUCUACCAGCAGCAGGACGCCAGCUGUGUCUACACAGACAGCACAGAGGUGGCCGGGUCCCUCCUGGAGCUGGCCUGCCCCGUCCAGGUGACCUCGGGAGAGAUCUCGCCUCAACUCUCAGUGCAUCAAGGGUCUGAACAGCAACUCCAAGUGCAGGUGCAGAUUCAGGAACAACAGGGCCAAACUGUUAACCAGGUUCUUCAGGUGACCUCUCCUUCACAACAGGACCUGCAGGAAAUCUCAACAGCUCAACUUGUCCACGAGGGAGAACUCACAGAAGAGCUGCAACAGCAGAUUCAAGCACAGUUGGUAGCGGCUGUGACCGGGGGACAGCAAAUCCAGUUGUCAAGUGGUCAACACAUUCAGCUACAAGGGACGCAGCAUAUUCAGCUGCCAGGAGGGCAACAAAUUCAACUUCAGGCCGGUCAACAGAUUCAGCUACAAGGUGGACAACAGAUCCAGAUCCAGACCAUAGAGGCCAUCGAGGCCAUGUCUCCUUCGCAGCAACAGAGCUCUCUCAUGGAGGCAGAAAGGGGGGGGGGCACUGUCUCAACAGUUCUUCAGCCUGCUAAGAAGCGUAAGGUGGAUGUGCCUGUAGCUGUUUCAUAUGCUGUUCCACAGGGCCAGCAGGUGGCCACAGUUCUGACUAUUCCUCAAGGACAACAGCAAAGCUACGUCUCACUACGGCCAGAUCUGCUCACAGUGGACAGUGCUCAACUAUAUAGCACCACAGGAACAAUCACAGGUCCCACAGGGGAGACCUGGACCAUCCCUGUGUACUCCACUCCACAGCAGCAGGGUGUAACUCACAUUGCCAUACCACAGGAGACGUACAGUACAGUGCAAGUUACCACUACCAACGGUAAGGACAAAUUGUCCCCAAGUUCCACAUCAAGGUCUGCAGAUCUACAGUCAGCCUCCACUGGGACACAGGAAGAAAUAGUACAGACACUUUUCCCUGCACAGUUCAUGAAUGGGAACAUUCACAUCCCUUUGGCAGUGCAGACUGUUGGAGGGACGUACAACACUACACAGUCGCUGCACAUAUGGGACCCAAGUCAACAGCAAGGAGGAGAGGGGCAGGAACAGCAGCUCCAUCUGCAGGGUCAAGCAGAGACAGAGGAUCAUGCGGAACCACCUACAGAGAUUCUGGUUCCUGUCUGUCUUAAGCCAGAGGAGGGCCUGGAGGUCUGGCGUCUCUGGGUGAAUCGAAAAAACACAGAGCUGAGUAAACAAGAGAAGACAAAGCUGGCACCUAUAGGACGUCGUCAGCCUCUACGUUUUCAAGAAGACUUGGUGUCCAGUGCUGUAGCGGAGCUAAACUUGGGUCUUUCCCUGAUGACACAGGAGGCACGAGCACAGGAAGAACAGCAAUUUGCUCCUGAUGUUCUAUAUUAUGUCUUCUUGUGCAUACAAAAGUAUCUCUCAGAAAAUGGGCGCGUGGAUGAUAUUUUCUCUGAUCCGUAUUACGAACGUUUCUGUGGGUGUUUACACAAAAUCCUGGAUGGAUGGAAACCCAGUAUUCAUCCUUUAGGUUAUGUUAUUCCAAGUCAUGUGACUGAGGAGAUGUUGUGGGAGUGUAAACAGCUCGGGGCCCAUUCACCUGCCACAUUGCUCACAACUCUAAUGUACUUUAACACUAAGUUUUUCCGCCUCUUAACACCUGAGCAGCACAUGAAAGUAGCUUUCUCCAAGGUGUUAAGACACGCGCGGAAGAACCCCACUAAUAACAAGGACAAAGCGACAACCAUCCGCCUUCUCAAAGGACAAGGUCCGAACAGCGCUGGACAAAAAGGAACCGACGACAUGUACGAAGAACAGGUUGAAGAUCCGGAGAAUCCUCUUCGUUGCCCCAUUAAACUUUAUGACUUCUACCUCUUCAAAUGUCCUCAGAGCAUUAAAGGGCGUAGUGAUGCAUACUACAUGACUCCAGAGCCUGUUGUCGCACCCAACAGCCCAAUGUGGUACUCAUCUCAGCCCCUAACGAGUCAGCAAGUGGAGCGCAUGCUGGCUCGCAUCAUUGUGGUUCGGGAGAUCCAGGAAGUCAUCGGCAUUAAUCCAGAGAACGUGGGCUAAACCCAAAGGACGGACAGGAACCAAUUCCAAGUCGGUCACUGAUUGUCGGCUAUGCAGUACCAGCUGAGACUCUAGACCUCAGACCAUCUCAAACAAAAGGGGAGAUCAGAAUCGACCAUUUUGAGGAGUGAUUGCACUCCAGGUUAUCUUCUUUUUCAAUUGUGUUUCAUCUGGUUUGGUGCACUGUUAUUUUCCAACUACCUUUUUAAGCCAUCUUCUCUGUAAAAUGUUUUAUUAAGUUUAACUUUAGUCGCUGAACUGCUGGAUUGUGAUUAAGUGGUAGCACUGCUGCUCUGAAUUGAGUAGAGGAGCUACAUUUUCCUGUAGAGGUUCAUUAAUAUGAUAAUGGAAUAUUUAACCAUUCACCUCUUUAACCUCAGAGGCAGUAAACCGUUUUCCCUGUUUUAAGGUCCCAUUAUGAAACAUGUAAAUGGACAAUUACGGGGACUGUGGUUCACAACUUUCUUUUGUACUGCAUUUUGAUUCAUGUAUUGAUAUGUUCAGAGUUGAAGAACUUGUGCCUGCUCUUUUCAAAAGUGACAAUAUGCCUGUGGCUCAGUGAGGAGAAUCUCAACAUUCAAAGUCAAGUGCUAUGUUGUAGUCAUUCAAGAGAUUGGAGACAUUUCUCUCAGGUCAGUGUUAGCGAUCGAGACACCCAUCAAGGAUUUUUACCAAUUUCCUGUAUGUAUAUAUGUAUAGUAGGGUUAUUAAACAUGAUAUACAGGUAAUCCACAAUAUUACUUGUAUCAAGAGUGUCAAGUAAAUCAAACAUGAGAAGUA